Messenger RNA from Cyclopterus lumpus (lumpfish), 2026 nucleotides. RefSeq names its product ethanolamine kinase 2 (gene etnk2). The transcript is spliced from 9 exons. Gene Ontology annotation, molecular function: ethanolamine kinase activity. The record is from RefSeq and is a predicted model, not a curated record. Bases 355 to 1437 code for a protein of 360 amino acids. Lineage: Eukaryota; Metazoa; Chordata; Actinopteri; Perciformes; Cyclopteridae. Gene Ontology annotation, cellular component: cytoplasm. Gene Ontology annotation, biological process: phosphatidylethanolamine biosynthetic process.
GGACACACUCGGAGAUAAUGGGCGUGCUCGGCUGUGGUGCGUCUCAACCGGCGGUACAAUCGGAUGAUCCCGGGCGGGCGGAGCCAAGUAGGAGGAAAUGGUUCAGUUGGCUGGCUGCUCCCAAGAAAACCGGCGACGAGCAUCCGUACCCGGCAGUUUGACUGUGCGUCUUCGCUGCUUCAAAUUUCACCGUCACCGCAACAGCCUUCGAGCAAGACAAACCUCACUCAUUCACCAACAAGCACACCAGCCUUUAGCGACUCCAUAAACCAAGCAGCACUUUGUAUGCCGCAAUUUCUAGGACAUAUCUGAAGGGUUCGGAGCUUAGCGUUGGAGAUAAACGGCCGCUGCAGGAUGGAGACGCAGAUACACGUGCCUGUCGGGUCGCCGGUAAUUCGAAAAAUCCCCAUUUUCGUGGACGAACACAACGUGACGGAGGGCGCGAUGAAGCUCAUUAAGGAGCUGAGACCGGCGUGGGACUCGAGCGACGUCAGGACCAAGCUCUUCACCGACGGAACCACCAACAAGCUUGUGGGCUGCUACGUGGAGGACAGUCCAGAGGAUGUGGUCCUGGUCCGGGUAUACGGGCACAAGACCGAGCUGAUUGUAGACCGAGACAACGAGCUCAAGAGCUUUCAGGUGCUACAUGCUAACGGUUGCGCCCCUCGCCUCUACUGCACCUUUCAGAACGGCAUCUGCUACGAGUUCAUGCAGGGGGACGCCCUCGGGACGCAGGACGUCAGGGAUCCUUCCUUGCUCAGACUGAUAGCCAGGGAGAUGGCUCGUAUCCACGGCAUCCAUGCACACAACGGCUGCAUCCCCAAACCCAACCUCUGGAUCAAGAUGCGAAAAUACUUCUCCCUUGUGGCCACGGAGUUCACCGACCAGGCCUCCAACGUUAGAAUCCAGCAGGAGGUUCCCAGUAAGGUGGUGCUGGAGCAGGAGAUGGCGUGGAUGAAGGAGCAUCUCUCCAAUCUGGGCUCCCCCGUGGUGCUCUGCCACAAUGACCUGCUCUGCAAGAACAUCAUCCAAAAUGAAAAAGAGGGUCACGUUCGCUUCAUCGACUACGAGUACUCCAGCUACAACUACCAGGCCUUCGACAUCGGCAACCACUUCAAUGAAUUUGCAGGAAUGGCGGAGCUGGACUACGGUCUGUACCCCAGUCGGGAGAUGCAGAUGGACUGGCUCAAAGUGUACCUGGAGGCAUACAAACUCUUCACCAAGAAAACGGAGGAGGUCAGCCCGCGAGAGCUGGAGACGCUCUACGUGCAGGUCAACAAGUUUGCUCUGGCUUCUCACUUCUUUUGGGGCUUCUGGGCGCUCAUCCAGGCCAAGUACUCCACCAUCGACUUUGACUUCCUCGGGUACGCCGUGCUGCGUUUCAACCAGUACUUCAAGACCAAACCUGCGGUCAUGGCCCUGCAGAUCCCAGAAUGAGAAGAGACAGCGAGAAGACAGGAGGGAGGGUGUAACAGGUUGUUGUUGUGUUGUUUUUAACGCUGGGAACUCUUCUCGGCGCGGGCCAGCUGCUGACGGACCGCUGCCCGGUCUGCGCAGGCAUCCUGUCUUUCUUUCUUCAAUGAGCAGCGGCCGCCUCUUCGUCGCUCCAACUUAGCGCCGCGUCUGUCCCAGUGCUAGCUCGAGAAUGAUAGAACGUCCGUGGGGUUCCGCGUGUGUGAGAGGGAGUGUAUGUCGUGCGUAUGUUUGUGUAUCGUAAUUUACCCCGGCGUCUUGCAAUUCCGUCUUUGGUGCAACUGAACAAGGCGUCGUGAGCGCAGCCGUCUUAAGUUUAGGGUCGAGGCGCCCUUCGUGUCCCGAUGCUCUGGCCCCCAAAAUGGUCCGCAACGCCCGGUAAUGAAGGUGAAAAGAGGGACGGACGCCUAAAGAGGAGUUUGAUGCCGACACUGACAGAUAGCCUGUUCUGCAUAUAUCUAUGGCUCAAUGCCAUGGCCUCAUUAUGGUUAGAAACUAGGAUUCUUUCGUGUGUGUGUGUGUGUGUGUGUGUGUGUGUGUGUGUGUGUGUGUG